AUGGCUUCCUCUUCCCGCCGCCACCCGCACCGCGGCUUUACGUCGGCCACGCCCCAUUUUUUCAAGGUCAUUCUCCCUCACAUCCUCACCCAAAGAAAGCUAAAUGUUCCAAAGAAAUUUGUUUCAAGACAUGGGGAAGCUUUGCAAAAUGAGGAGGUGUUUCUGAAGGUGGCAAAUGGGGCAGAGUGGAAAGUGGGAGUGGAAAAAAGUAAUGGAAAAGUUUGGUUUGAAAAAGGGUGGCAACAAUUUGUGGAGUUUUAUUCCAUUGGAGUUGGCUACUUUUUAACAUUCAGAUAUGAAACAAAUGCUUGCUUCCAUGUUACAAUAUUUGAUCCAAGUGCUUCAGAGAUUGAAUAUCCAAUGGAAGAUUUUGGGGAUAUUAGAAGUGAGAGUGAAGAAUUUGAAGAUCAAAUAUUGGUUUACAAGAGAAGAAGAGAAGGGAAAAUUACUCAAACAAAUUUGUAUUCUGUGGCUCAUCAUAAGAAGAUGAAAAUUAGUAAUGAUCAUGAUGAAGUGCUGAGGAAUGAAGACUUUCAAUCUUCCAAAUUCAAAGAUCGUUUGAAAGUCAUAAAGUGUGAGAAUGGUCUCAGAUCAGUUACUGAGAGAGCUUCAACAUUCCAAUCAAUGACGCCAAAUCAUUCUUUUAUGAUCACAAUGGGGCCUUCAUACAUUCACACCGGCAAAGGUGAUCCGAACAUUCCAAAAAGCUUUGCAAAGAUCCAUGUGAAGAAGUCCCAAGAGAUCAGUCUUGAGGAUUCAGAUGGAAGGGUUUGGAAAAUUUGGUGUGGUGUACGUCCCUCUCAAAAUGUGAAUAAGAGUGUUGAAAUGAGGGGUGGUUGGAAGGCAUUUGCUAGAGAUAAUAGCUUGGAAGAAGGCCAUAUUUGUGUUUUCGAGUUAAUGAAAGGUACUAAAUUAUCAUUCAAAGUUACCAUUUUUCGAUGA
This is a messenger RNA of Momordica charantia (bitter melon), 942 nucleotides long. RefSeq names its product B3 domain-containing transcription factor VRN1-like. NCBI's taxonomy places the organism in Eukaryota, Viridiplantae, Streptophyta, Magnoliopsida, Cucurbitales, Cucurbitaceae. The record is from RefSeq and is a predicted model, not a curated record. Gene Ontology annotation, molecular function: DNA binding.